Chlamydomonas reinhardtii is the source of this 625-nucleotide messenger RNA. RefSeq lists its product as uncharacterized. Bases 248 to 544 code for a protein of 98 amino acids. The transcript is spliced from 2 exons. NCBI's taxonomy places the organism in Eukaryota, Viridiplantae, Chlorophyta, Chlorophyceae, Chlamydomonadales, Chlamydomonadaceae. The record is from RefSeq and is a predicted model, not a curated record.
GCUAUUGUACACAAGGUAGAAGAGGCCCCAGCGACAAAGUUCCGAUACCCGACUCGAGCCAGGGAACCUCGAUCACGAAAGUAACUGAGGCUAAACCAUAUUUAGCGCACUCUAACGCAUAGAAUGGUGUCCGAUGCCUCAAGAAAGACAAUUCUUUGGCCGAUUUCAUCGCACAGGCUGGUGCUGGUCCAAGGUAACUAUCAGAUACGUAGAUUGCUUCAAUCUUAGCACUUAUGUAUUUGUCAGGAUGCCCGUAGACUCCAAUUCCCCCGACCCCGACCCCGACCCCGACCCCGACCCCGACCCCGACCCCGACCCCGACCCCGACCCCGACCCCGACCCCGACCCCGACCCCGACCCCGACCCCGACCCCGACCCCGACCCCGACCCCGACCCCGACCCGGUCACCGGUCCUGGAGGUUGUGCGCACGCCAGCAUCCGCAGUACCUUUGGUCCAACGUUUGUUACGACUCUGGCACUCAGAUCAUACUCAGACUUCAGUCGCCACUUCUACACCAGCCUCCUCUCGUGCUCGGCAUUUUAACACUGUACAUUGCGUCCCCUGUCACUUGACGCCCUUAGGGGCACGCUCCAUGGAUCGCAUGGCGGUCCGCUAGUGGUGGCC